Molecule: messenger RNA, 4162 nt
Organism: Lampris incognitus (smalleye Pacific opah)
Lineage: Eukaryota; Metazoa; Chordata; Actinopteri; Lampriformes; Lampridae
Gene: hace1
Product: HECT domain and ankyrin repeat containing E3 ubiquitin protein ligase 1
Exons: 24
Coding region: 160-2889 (909 amino acids)
Biological process (GO): positive regulation of protein catabolic process; protein polyubiquitination; proteasome-mediated ubiquitin-dependent protein catabolic process
Cellular component (GO): nucleus
Molecular function (GO): protein binding; ubiquitin-protein transferase activity
Source: RefSeq, a predicted model, not a curated record
CAAGAGGCAGGAAAAUGACUGUGAUUCACGGUGGCUAAGAGACGACUAUCCUCGUUUGAACAGGAUGGAUGAAACCCGAGAACAACACAACUAUUUUACGCAAAAAUAAACAUAGUCGAGGCUUUGUCCCCUCGUUUCAUCCUAGUUUAUCGUUGGCCUAUGAUGGAACGGGCGAUGGAGCAGCUUAACGUACAGCUCAAUAGACUGACGCGGUCCCUCAGGCGUGCGAGGACAGUGGAGCUCCCGGAAGACAAUGAGACUGCUGUCUACACACUUAUGCCAAUGGUCAUGGCAGACCAGCACAGGUCAGUGUCAGAGUUGCUGCUGAAUUCAAAGUUUGAUGUGAACUAUGCCUUUGGACGGGUGAAGAGAAGUCUGCUACAUAUAGCUGCCAACUGUGGCUCAGUGGAGUGCCUGGUUCUGUUGCUGAAGAGAGGAGCCAACCCCAACUACCAGGACAUCUCAGGCUGCACCCCCCUCCACUUAGCUGCCAGAAAUGGACAGAAGAAGUGUAUGGGCCGACUACUGGAAUAUAAUGCUGAUGUCAACAUCUGCAACAAUGAAGGACUGACCGCUAUUCACUGGUUGGCGGUGAACGGCCGCACAGAGCUGCUCCAUGAUCUGGUCCAGCAUGUGUCCAACGUGGAUGUGGAAGAUGCCAUGGGGCAGACAGCCCUACAUGUCGCCUGUCAGAACGGACACAAGACUACGGUGCUGUGUCUCCUGGACAGUGGAGCUGACAUCAACAGGCCCAAUGUCUCUGGAGCCACACCUCUCUACUUUGCCUGCAGCCAUGGCCAAAGAGACACAGCACAGAUCCUGCUCUCUCGAGCUGCCAAGUACAUGGCUGACAAGAAUGGAGUCACUCCUCUUGAUCUCUGCGUGCAGGGCGGAUAUGGAGAGACGUGUGAGAUUCUGAUCCAGCACCAUGGCAGACUGUUCCAGACCCUCAUCCAAAUGACACAAAAUGAUGACAUUAAAGAGAAUAUGCUCAGGCAGGUUCUGGAGCAUGUUUCUCAGCAGAGUGACAGUCAUUACCAGAGGAUCCUGACCAGUCUUGCUGAAGUGGCUACCACCAAUGGACACAAGCUGCUCAGUCUUUCAAGCAGCUAUGAAGCUCAGAUGAAGAGCCUGCUGAGAAUUGUACGCAUCUUCUGCCAUGUUUUCCGCCUAGGUCCAUCCUCUCCUAACAACGGAAAUGACAUGGGAUACAAUGGGAACAAAACCCCUCGCAGUCAGGUCUUUAAGCCUUUGGAGCUUCUUUGGCACUCUCUGGAUGAGUGGCUGGUAUUGAUCUCCACCGAGCUGGACAGAAACAGAAGAAACCCCACCUCCUCGGGCAGCGAGAUCGCUUCCCUCCUCCUCAAACAGCGGGAGGCUGACCCAUCCAUCUCCACGGGGUCACCCUUCCCCUCAGCGAUGUUACCCUCCUCGCUGGGCCCUCAGGUUGUCAUGGAAACAUCAGAUGUGUGUGCCGAUGGGGAGGAUGUCAUCUCCAUGACAGCCAAUCGGCUCAGCGCAGUGAUCCAGGCCUUUUACAUGUGCUGCUCCUGUCAAAUGCCGCAAGGAAUGACAUCCCCUCGCUUCAUUGAGUUUGUCUGCAAGCAUGACGAGGUACUCAAAUGUUUUGUUACCAGGAAUCCAAAGAUUAUCUUUAAUCAUUUCCACUUCCUUCUGGAAUGUCCGGAGUUGAUGUCACGCUUCAUGCACAUCAUUAAAGGACAGCCCUUCAAGGACCGCUGCGAGUGGUUCUAUGAGCAUCUGUUAGCUGGGCAGCCAGAUUCAGACAUGGUCCAUCGGCCGGUUAACGAGAACGACAUUCUGCUUAUCCACAGAGACUCCAUAUUCUGGAGUAGCUGUGAAAUGGUCUCCAAUUCCACCAAUGAGAAACUCAAACAGGGCAUUGCUGUCCGGUUCCAUGGCGAGGAAGGGAUGGGCCAGGGUGUUGUUAGGGAGUGGUUUGACAUCCUGUCCAAUGAGAUCAUAAAUCCAGACUACGCUCUCUUUACACAGUCAGCUGAUGGUACCACAUUUCAGCCAAACAGUAACUCUUCAGUGAAUCCAGAUCAUCUGAAUUACUUCAGAUUUGCGGGACAGAUCCUGGGUCUGGCACUGUACCACCGUCAGCUGGUUAACAUCUACUUCACCCGCUCCUUCUACAAACACAUAUUAGGGAUCCCUGUCAACUACCAGGAUGUGUCGUCCAUCGAUCCUGAAUAUGCUAAAAACCUCCAGUGGAUCCUGGACAAUGACAUCAGUGACCUGGGUCUGGAGCUGACGUUUUCUGUGGAGACAGAUGUGUUUGGGGCCAUGGAGGAAGUGCCUCUAAAACCUGGGGGCACCAGCAUCCUGGUCACUCAGGACAACAAGGCGGAGUAUGUGCAGCUGGUGACAGAGCUGAGAAUGACACGAGCCAUCCAGCCUCAAAUAAAUGCCUUUCUGCAUGGAUUUCACACCUUCAUCCCCCCCUCACUCAUCCAGCUUUUUGAUGAAUACGAAUUGGAGUUACUCCUCUCAGGGAUGCCGGAGAUUGAUGUGCAGGACUGGAACAGAAACACAGAGUACACCAGUGGCUAUGACCUUCAUGAACCAGUCAUUCAGUGGUUCUGGGAAGUUGUGAAGAGUCUUACUCAGGAAGAGCGGGUGCUGCUGCUACAGUUUGUCACUGGAAGCUCCAGGGUCCCUCACGGUGGCUUCGCUUACCUGAUGGGUGGAAGUGGCCUACAGAAAUUUACAAUAGCUGCGGUGCCAUACACAUCCAACUUACUGCCUACCUCCAGCACCUGCAUCAACAUGCUGAAGCUCCCAGAAUACCCUAGCGAGGAAGUCCUGAGAGACCGCCUGCUGGUAGCGCUGCAUUGUGGGAGCUACGGGUACACCAUGGCGUGACGUCAACACUUAAUGCUGCACAGCACAGUUCCUUGAUGGGGCCCAGACGCAUCCCUGGGGAAUCACUUACUCAGUACAGGGAACACAUGCCAACACUCCUCCACAUUGCUUCUCCCCUACCGAUAAGGCAUCGCUUUUGCUGGUGAAACAUAUGGACAGUCAAGGGAAACAUAAAUUGUUAAAGCCGCACUGUGGAGGCACGGCUAGAUGGAAGAGAAAGGUGCAAGGCUGCAUAGUGAGCCUGCCCUCUGAACCCUCUCCCUGAACUGCCAAAACAGGUUACCAUGGCCUCUUCUGCUUCUGAUCGGUGGUCCAACAAGAGUAUAAGGUCUGCAAAACCAAGCCAAUCUGCUAGCAUAUGUAUGAUAAAAGGUGUGUGCGUGCGUGUGAGAGUGUGUGUUGCAGAGGGAGUUUGUGUCAGCACAAAUGAAUCUGUAUGAAAUCAUGUACAGUAUGUACAUUUAUAAGACUAUGUACUCACAUAUUCAUAAACUAAGUGAAAACGGGUGCAUUGCUUGCACUGGUACGUGUGUUGUCUGAAAAUGGAAAAAAAAAAGAGCCCAAAUACGUUAAUCUAGAUGUUGGACAUAUGGCUGUUUUACAUUUGUCUACAUAGCGGCCUUGACACAGGCAUUCUGUGUAGCAUGCAUGUCUAAUGUGGUUUACUUUGUGGGAUCCCCUGGCCUGUCUUUCUCUAUUUUGUUUCAUAUUUAAAUUGAUUUGUCUCCCGUCCUCAGUAGCCGUGUUUCUUUGUAAUUGGUCUUGAGUAGCAGUCCUUUCUGGUGUUUGUGUUCCUCUGACACCUGUGUUGCUGUUGUCCAUGUUGUCCAUGUGAAGUAAGUCUUUCAGGGCUGGAGAGCAACACGGCGUACCUACAUGACAACUGCUCGGUCGGCAGUGCCAAAAAAAAAAAUCCUAGCUGGAAUCCUUUCGAUCACUGUUUCUUUUUCUUUCCUUUGAAAAUUGUUUGCUAAAAAGGGACAGGGAUCAUUUCAUGUCAUGAAUGUAUCCAAGCGAAUGCUACCUUAAUCUUUGACUGAACUGACCCCUUUCCUUAAGAGAUGGGAAUGUAAAUGAUCAUCCAUUUUUUGUGUUAUUUUGUCAGUAUUGUUUUGGAUGUAUUACCUGUUUUUUUUUUUGCUUUUGUAAUCACGGUUAUUGAAAACAGAGCCUUUAUAGAUAUUUCUGCAAAUGUCUUUGAUAUCAAAUUAUGAAUUUUAGCAUAAAUAUCAUCAGUUGUGCUUAAAAAUUGUAUUUAGUAAAACAGUUUUUU